CGUUGAAUCCUCGCCGGAACCCCACCUUUUUUUGCAUUAUGGAAAAAGAGCCUGCAGCCAACAUGAAAGGCCCCUCGUUAAGAGUCACGCUGCCGCCCCUCUUAAUACUCAAUUGACCCCCCCGCUGAGCCUGGAUGCUGAGCUCGUCGUGGCGACUGGUUAGUUCGAAACGGAACUCGCUGCUUAAAGCAUCCUUGGCUUCUUUCCGUCCAGAACCUCGAACUUAUCACUCCUCAGCGUACCGACUAUCCAAAAUGGCCGACGAAGCUGUUAAAGCCCCCGCGCCGGCGACCACACCGGCCGCCGCUCCCGAUGCGCCUCCGCCAAAGAAAAAUGAGGCCAAGGAGAAGGCCAAAGCCGAAAAGGCUGCCAAAUUCGCUGCGAAGCAAGCUGCCGCCAAGCUGAAGCAACAGCAACAAGCCGGUGACAAGCCUGCCGAAGCCCCGAAGCCCAAGGCGAAGAAGGCCGAGACUCCUGUCCUUCCCCCCUACAAGGACGAGACCGCAGCUGGCGAGAAGAAGAAGAUCCAGCCCUUCGAUCACCCGCACUUCUCAGCAUACAACCCCCAGGCCGUCGAGUCGUCAUGGUAUUCAUGGUGGGAGAAGAGCGGCUACUUCAAGCCUCAAGAGCCCCGAACCCCUGAUGCUGGCAAAUUCGUCAUUGCCCUGCCGCCCCCGAACGUCACUGGUGCGCUUCACUGCGGCCAUGCUCUCGCCAACUCUCUCCAAGAUACACUUAUUCGAUGGAACCGGAUGAAGGGCCUCAGCACACUCUGGGUCCCGGGUUGCGAUCACGCCGGUAUCGCCACUCAGUCCGUUGUCGAAAAGAUGCUGUACAAGAGAGAGAAGAAGACGCGCCACGAUCUCGGCCGCGAGGAGUUCACAAAGCGCGUGUGGGAGUGGAAGGGGGAAUACCAUGAGCGCAUCAACAAUGCCCAGAGACUCAUGGGUGGCUCCAUGGACUGGAGCCGCGAGGCCUUCACCAUGGACGAGAACCUGACUGCCGCCGUUAUGGAGGCGUUUGUCACUCUUCACGAUGAGGGUCUCAUCUACAGGUCCAACCGCUUGGUUAACUGGUCCACUCAUCUUCGCACCGCCCUCAGCACCUUGGAGGUCAUCAACAAGGAUAUCACCGGGCGCACCAUGAUUGACGUGCCCGGCUAUGACAGAAAGGUUGAGUUCGGUGUCCUCACAUACUUCAAGUACCCAAUUGAGGGGUCAGACGAGUUCAUCACUGUUGCCACCACACGUCCCGAGACAAUGUUGGGCGAUAGCGGUAUCGCUGUCAGCCCCGGUGAUGCCCGCUACGCACACCUUGUCGGAAAGCACGCCCGUCAUCCCUUCACCCAGAGGUUGAUGCCCAUCGUCGAGGAUUCCUACGUUGACCCAGAAUUCGGCACUGGUGCUGUCAAGCUCACCCCCGCGCACGACUUUAACGAUUACAAGCUCGGGGUCGCCCACAAGCUUGAGUUCAUCAACGUCCUUACCGAAGACGGCUUGAUCAACGAGAACGGCGCUAUGUUCCAGGGCCAGAAGAGAUUCAACGCCCGUUACACGGUUGUCGAGGAGUUGACUAGGCUUGGCUUGUUCGUCAAGAAGGAGCCCAACGCCAUGGUUAUCCCCAUUUGCGAGCGCAGUGGGGAUGUUAUCGAGCCUCGCAUGGCGCCUCAGUGGUGGGUGAAGAUGGAGGACAUGGCCAAGGAUGCCAUGAGAGUCGUUGAGAGUGGUGAGAUCAAGAUCAGCCCGGAGAGUGCCCGCAAGAGCUACUUCCAAUGGCUCAACAACAUCACCGACUGGUGCAUUUCCAGACAGUUGUGGUGGGGCCACCGUAUCCCGGCGUACCGUAUUGUCCUUGAAGGCGAGGACAGCGAGGAGACAGACAAGGCCACCUGGGUUGUUGGCAGAAAUGCCGAAGAGGCCAAGGCCAAGGCCGCCGAGAAGGCUGCCGAGCUGUUCCCCGGCAAGAACUACACCCUCGAGCAAGACCCUGACUGCCUCGACACCUGGUUCAGCUCCGGCUUGUGGCCCAUGGCUAUCUUGGGCUGGCCCAACACGGAGAAGGAUGAUUUCAAGAAGUUCUUCCCCACCGAGCUGCUCGAAUCCGGCUGGGAUAUUCUGUUCUUCUGGAUUGCCAGAAUGAUCAUGCUCUCCCUGAAGUUGACGGGCAAGGUUCCCUUCACUGAGGUGUACUGCCACUCGUUGAUCCGCGACGCCGAAGGGCGGAAGAUGAGCAAGAGUUUGGGUAAUGUCAUUGACCCGUUGGACAUCAUCAAUGGUAUCAAGCUCGAGGACCUUCACGCGAAGCUCUUGACAGGUAAUCUCAGGUCUGACGAGGUUGAGCGUGCCACCAAGUACCAGAAGCAAUCGUUCCCUGGCGGCAUCCCAGAGUGCGGCGCUGAUGCUCUGCGUUUCACGCUUCUCUCGUACACCACCGGUGGUGGCGACAUCAACUUCGACAUCCGCGUCAUGGCGGCCUACCGCAGAUUCUGCAACAAGGUUUGGCAAGCUUCCAAGUACGUGUUGGGCAACCUUGGCGAUUCCUUCAAGCCUGAUGCCCAGCUUGACCUCGCGGCUCUGUCGGUCCCAGAGCGCUGGAUUGUUCACCGUACCAACGCGGCCGUCAAGGGCAUCAACGAGGCUCUCACGAACAGGCAAUUCUCCACUGCCACCAGGCUCGUGUACUCGCUCUUCUAUGAUGACUUCUGCGACAUCUUCGUUGAGAACAGCAAGGGCAUGCUGGGCCCAGAUGCGGACCCUGCCCAAGCCAACUCUGUCCGCCAAGUCCUCUACUUUGUUCUUGAUACGUGCCUGCGUCUACUGCACCCUAUGCUUCCCUUCAUCACCGAGGAGCUCUGGCAGCGUCUGCCACGGAAGGCUGGAGAUGAGACUCCUUCCAUCCUCCUGGCGCCGUAUCCCGAGGCUGACCAGGCUCUCGAGUUCCCCGCUGAGAGCGCAGACUACGAGCUUGGUCUCAAGUGCGCUAGCGGUAUCAGAUCGUUGGCUGCUGAAUACAACAUUCGUGAUGGCCGUGCUUUCAUCGUGGCUUCUACUCCUGCCGCCUUGGAGAAGGUGAGCGCGCAGCUCAACGCCAUCAAGACCCUCUCCGGCAGGAGCAUUGCUUCCACCGAGGUUAUUGAGGAGUCCGCCACCCCCAAGGGCUGCGCUGUUAGUGUCGUGAACGCCGAGAUUGUUGUUCUUCUCCAGGUCAGCGACCAAAUCACAGAUAUUGCAGCCGAGAUCAAGAAGAUCACCACCAAGCUUCAGAAGACCACCGUCGCAAUUACCAAGCAGGAGGAGCUGAUCAACCGCGAGGGCUUCGAAAAGGUCAGUGAUGUUGUCGUAACAGCUGAGAAGAAGAAGCUUGCCGAUGCACAGGCGGCCAAGGAGAACUACGAGCGGACGCUCGCCGAGUUCAGCAAACUCAAGCUCUAAGAAAACACCAAAAAAAAAAAAAGGGAUUCAAAAGGAAUUUUCGUAGUGUUAGCCAAUACUCAUCAUCCAUAGAAUACAACCUUCCAUUUACUUGUGAUGAUUGCUGCCCCUGAUUCCACCCAGACCGAGUGACGCUUAUCUUAUCAGUUAGCCCAG
This is a messenger RNA of Podospora pseudocomata, 3587 nucleotides long. RefSeq names its product Valine--tRNA ligase, mitochondrial (gene CYT20). Gene Ontology annotation, cellular component: cytosol. Bases 135 to 3431 code for a protein of 1098 amino acids. The transcript has 3 exons. NCBI's taxonomy places the organism in Eukaryota, Fungi, Ascomycota, Sordariomycetes, Sordariales, Podosporaceae. Gene Ontology annotation, biological process: valyl-tRNA aminoacylation. Gene Ontology annotation, molecular function: aminoacyl-tRNA deacylase activity; valine-tRNA ligase activity; ATP binding. The record is from RefSeq and is a predicted model, not a curated record.